Molecule: messenger RNA, 1257 nt
Organism: Phragmites australis (common reed)
Lineage: Eukaryota; Viridiplantae; Streptophyta; Magnoliopsida; Poales; Poaceae
Exons: 2
Coding region: 1-1257 (418 amino acids)
Source: RefSeq, a predicted model, not a curated record
AUGCUAAUGUUUUUCUCGGAUUCGAGUGACGAAGAGGAUGAACUGCUUUUGCUUGUCGCCAUCGAGGAGGAACAGGCUGCAUCCGAGGGUCAGAGUCGUCAGCGUGGCUCCGUCCCGGGCCAUGCGGUCAUAGACCGUGGCCACUGCGAAGGUGCUGCUAGGCUGUACAGGGACUACUUCGCCAACAACCCUGUGUAUGGUGAUGCACUGUUUCGGCGAAGGUUUCGGAUGACUCGUCGAUUGUUCUUGAGAAUUGCGGCCGCUGUGGAGCAGCAUGACCCAUGGUUUUGGCAGAGGAGGGAUGCAACCGGGAAGCUCGGCCUAAGCCCCCUACAAAAAAUGACUGCGGCAAUACGUCAACUAGAGUACGGAGUCAGUUCCGACGCAGUUGAUGAGUAUGUGCAGAUCGGGGCCAGCAUCGUGAUGCUGGCCUUGAGGAAGUUUUUCCAGGCUAUUGUCGUGCUUUUCUCUGAUGAAUAUCUCCGGGCUCCCACUGCAGAGGAUACUGCUCGCCUCUUGGCUGAAGGCGAGCGGCGAGGGUUCCCCGGGAUGCUGGGGAGCAUCGACUGCACGCAUUGGGUAUGGAAGAACUGUCCGAAAGCGUGGCAUGGCGCUUAUACGGGCCAUACUCGCAAGCCUUCCAUAGUUUUGGAGGCGGUUGCGUCGUACGAUUUAUGGAUUUGGCAUGCUUUCUUUGGGAUGCCUGGUAGUCUGAACGAUAUAAAUGUUUUGCACCGGUCUAACAUAUUUACCAGGCUUACCGAUGGGACUGCGCCAAACGUGUCGUACACCGUUAAUGGUAACAGGUAUGACAUGGGGUACUACCUCGGCGACGGCAUUUACCCCGAAUGGACGACCAUAGUGAAGGCAAUUCCAGCACCAAGAGGCAACAAGAGCGUCCAUUUCUCCGUCAUGCAAGCAUCUGUCCGCAAGGAUGUUGAACGUGCAUUUGGUGUCUUGCAGUCGAGGUUUGCCAUAGUCCGAGGACCUGCUAGAGUUUGGGAUCAAAACACACUGCAGAAUAUAAUGACAGCAUGUGUCAUUAUGCACAACAUGAUAAUUGAGGACGAAAAUAACAGCGCUUCAACGGAGCAGGUGUUCGACUUUAUGAGGGAGACAACGACAGUGCAUCGAGAUCCAAACCAAGGAAUCCUGCAUUAUGUCGAAGCCACUCAAGCUAUCAGGAACCGUGCAAUGCACCACCAAUUGCGUGAAGACCUUGUUGAGCACCUCUGGAGUCUACAUGGGACACAGUAG